CCUCCCCCCCACUCGUUAGACACCAACCGGCGGCCGCCCGUUUUCGGCGCCCGUUUUUGAAACGGGGCGCCAUGGGCGAGUGGCGCCGCACGGGCGAGCACUUCGUGUGCGGCGGCGUGGCCGGCAUGGUGGCCAGAACGGUCAUUGCGCCGGUGGAGCGGAUCAAGAUCAUCUAUCAGAUCAAUUCCAAGUCCGCGGGCGAGGGCUGGCUGCGCAUCAUCCGGAAGGUGGUGGAUGAGAGCGGCGGCGGCGUCCGCUCAGUGACAGCCUUUUGGCGUGGCAACUCCAUUGCUGUGAUACGGGUCUUUCCCUACUUGGGCGUCCAGCUGGCCUCCAACGAGCUCUUCCGCCGCCAGCUGAAGCAACUAGGAGGCGGCAUCUCACCUGAGGUCCAGAAGUUUCUUGCCGGAGGUGGCGCGGGGAUGACGGCGGUGAUGUGCACCUAUCCCCUGGAUCUGGCACGUGCCCGCAUGGCCUUGCUGAUGGAGCAGGGAGCCAAGGAGAUGCCGUCUAUGCUGGGCACGGUGCGGGACGUGUGGCGAGAGGGCGGAAUGCGAGCCCUCUACUCGGGCGCUGGCGUUUCGGCGACGGGCGCCGCGAUAUACUGCGGCCUGAAAUUCGCCACCUACGAUGCGUCGAAGGAGCUGUGCCGUAGAUAUUUGCUGCCGGACCCUGACGGGCCUCCGAGCGCCCUGCACCGCGCGAUGAGCGGGGGUCUGGCCGGCGUCGCGGCCCAGACUGUGGUCUACCCUUUCGACGUCCUGCGUCGAAGGCUGCAGACGGGCGGCCCUGCAAUGAGGGAGAAGUACCCAGGCAGCCUGCGCGGCCUGUGGACGCUGUACAAGGAGGAGGGCGUUGUGCGCGGCCUCUACCGCGGCUGCGCCUUGAAUUACGUGAAGACGGUGCCGAAUACUACUGUGUACUUGGCGCUCUUUGACUACUUGAAGGAUGCACUUUGUUCGUGACCUAGGGCGGCCCUUCUCCGGCGCAAGAAAGCGCAACAAAUAAUUCACAGGUGCAGUUCACAUGGCCGGGAACUGGAGC
Molecule: messenger RNA, 1044 nt
Organism: Effrenium voratum
Lineage: Eukaryota; Dinophyceae; Suessiales; Symbiodiniaceae
Source: the annotation of a GenBank genome assembly